Molecule: messenger RNA, 7265 nt
Organism: Carya illinoinensis
Lineage: Eukaryota; Viridiplantae; Streptophyta; Magnoliopsida; Fagales; Juglandaceae
Product: DNA-directed RNA polymerase IV subunit 1
Exons: 19
Coding region: 2118-6551 (1477 amino acids)
Biological process (GO): DNA-templated transcription
Cellular component (GO): RNA polymerase II, core complex
Molecular function (GO): DNA binding
Source: RefSeq, a predicted model, not a curated record
UUUUUUUUUUUUCUUUUUAUGGUGAUCAUGGUAUUUUCUUUUGUGUUUGCAUGCGGAGAUGGUUUCCGGGUUUGCAAGGGGUCGUGAAAUUGGAAGUAUUUUUUUGGCAAUGUGCAUGGGGGGUUUGUGUUCGGGUGUGUCAUAUGUGAUGUUGAUGAUGAUUAUUGAGGGGUUAAAGAAUUAGACUCUGGACAAUGUGCGUAGAAAUUUUGAGUUAUUGAUCAGUUCGAUUACUGCAAUCAGUAGAUUUGUCCGGGAGCGAGUUUACGUUGCGUUAUCGGUUGUUGCGGCUAUGAUCGGUGUUUUGUUUGACAUGUGAACUUAAGAGCGACUCGGGAUUAUGUCAGCUUCAUGAAUUUACGAUCUACCGUUGCUAUAGCUAAAUGAUCAAUGGUGAUAUUGGUGGCUUAUGUUUGAUGCUUUGAUUGAUUAAAGGCCCUAAUUUGCUUGCUGGUUGGUGGUGAUCGUUUUUGUUAAUGUUAGUAUUCUAAGAAUAAAUAUGUGUGCACGGGCCCGCGCAUUGGUACUUUCUCGAGUUAACAAAUUUUCUUCAUAUACAUUUCAAUAUUUGAGCUAUAUGGUAUCAUCUGUGUUUCCUAAUUGAUAGUUGAUCGGUUGUAUUAAUGGAGUCUGCAAUUUUCUGAUCAAUUCGGGAUGGAUAUUGUUUGUUGGUUGUGGUUAGUCACUCUUUGCUGUUUUUCACCGAUAUCAUUCAUUAAAUUAGAAUGCAUGCGUUUGAUUCGAUCCAUGUUCAAGGUUAUGCACAAUCCUUGAGUUUGAAUCGUUUGAUUGUCCAGCAUGGCAUAAUCUGUUAUUCUGUUAUUAUGUUUACAUUGUUCCUGAGAUCAUAUAGUGGCGACAACAAAAUUAGUUAAGGAAAUUUAUAUCAAUUCUUCCAGUCGGGAUUCACGGAACAUUGCGCCCUAUUGUACUAUGACGUCACCACUUCUUUCCAUUUUUAUCUUUACCUUGGUCAAGAGAUCAUACAGGAUAGGCUGCAAAAUUAGUAAAGGACAUUUAAUUCAAGUCUGCCACCCUGAAUUUAUGGUGCAUUACACCCUAUCGUGUCAUGACAUCUGCACCGUAUCUGAUAACAAGUUUACUAUUUUAGAGUACUUGUAGUUUUUUAGGUCCUUCGUGUACUAACUAAUAUAGUUCAUCAGACAUAUGUUCUUUCUUUACUUUUUCCUUGUAUGUAGAGGCAUUUUUUAAAUUUUAUUUUAUAUGAUUGAGUUUACUAGAUGAUGUAUGACAUAGUUUAUUGAAGUAAUUCGUUCGCUUAUAUUCCUUGAAGAGGAUAGAAGGUCAGUUUUUGACAUAAUUGGAGAAGCAUGCAUGAUACAAGUAUUACUUUGCAGAGAUCUGAUUUAUAAUGAGGGGGAAAGUAACUUAAUAAAAAAAAAAAAUAGAGCGAGAGAGUAGGUAAGAUAAUUCUGUUGAAGCUUUAUACUUGUAAACAGAUUCUGUUGAAGCUUUUUUGUGCAUGACAUGCUUGAUAAAAUAACCAAACAAGUUAAAACUCGAAAGGAUUUUCUUUAAACAUAUGCUUGAAAACUUCAUAUUAUAUUUUUUUUAAUAUUUAGUUUAUUGUGGCAUAUGCUAGCUACCGUCAACCCACCAUUUAUGCACUUUGGGUGGAAGAGAACCUUAGAUCAUAUGUUGUGUUUUAAUGUUUGAGCAUCUUCUUGUUGAGCUUUGGUGACAAGAGACUUGAGUUGUGUGAUUCACAUCCAAAUUAGGGGGGUUUGGAAUGAUUCCAAUAAAUGGCAAAGAGGACCUUAAUGAGGAAAAAAAAUCAAGUUUCUUGUGAACAAAAAACUGUUCAACUCUGCAAUCAUUUUUAACCGGUUUUACAUCAUUUACCAUUAACAUUGGUGUCAUUAGUUUUUUGGAUUCUUUUGAAAUUUGUUUUGUGUUUACUUAAAACUUCUUCUAUUCAUUCACCCUAAAUCCUUUUUAGCAGUCAAUUCAGAGAGGUAGUUUUAUGCCUUUCGGAAGAUUCGAAGUCAGGCCUGUAGUGCCACCUACCAGAGACUUUGCCAGCUAAGAUAUCAGACAUCUUUGGGCCAGCAUAUCAGACAGGUUUUGGUUGCUUGUUUUGUUCCAUACCAAGCCCCAUGGACCAUGAGUUUUCUGAAGAGCAACAGGUGCCAUCUGGUCACAUCACCGCCAUAAGAUUUAGUUUUUCAACUCAGACGGAUACAGAGAAGGUAUCUGUUAUAUCGAUUGACGCAGUUAGUGAGGUCACUGAUCCUAAGUUGGGACUUCCAAAUCCAUCUUCUCAAUGCUCCACAUGCGGUGCCAGAGAUUUAAAAUACUGUGAAGGUCAUUUUGGGGUUAUCAAGUUUCCUUUCACCAUACUCCAUCCUUAUUUUUUAUCGGAAGUUGCAAAGAUUUUGAACAAAAUUUGCCCGGGGUGUAAAUCUGUACGGCAAGAACUAAAGGUCAAGGAUGGGGAUUCAGUUCGUAGCCAUCGUCAGUCUAAGAGUUGCAAAUAUUGUGCUGGAAAUUCAGUAGAGUGGUAUCCAACGGUGAAGUUUAAGGUUUCCUCUACAGAAGUGUUCAGAAAUUGUGCGAUUAUAGUAGAGAUAAAUGAAAAGUUGAAAACGAAGGUUCAGAAUAAAAGUUUCAGGGGUUUGUCUGCUGACUUUUGGGAUUUUAUUCCAAAAGAUGAACAGCAAGAAGAAAAUUGUUUGAAACCAAACAGAAGGGUUCUAUCACAUGCACAGGUCCGUUAUUUAUUGAAUGAUGUUGAUCCGAAGCUCAUAAAAAAGUUUGUUUUGAGGACCGAAUCUCUUUUUCUCAACUGUUUUCCUGUGACACCAAACUGUCAUCGUGUUACUGAAGUUACACAUGCAUUUUCUAAUGGACAGCGACUGGUAUUUGAUGACCGAACCAGGGCCUACAAGAAACUGGUUGACUUUAGAGGGAUUGCUAAUGAGUUGGGUUCUCGUGUUCUAGACUGCCUAAAAAUUUCAAAGUUAAGCUCGGAGAAGUCACCGGAUAAAUUUUUGGUUUCUGUCCAGCCAAAAAAAGGUGCAGAUCCUUCCAUCUCCUCUGGGUUGAGAUGGAUAAAAGAUGUUGUUCUUGGGAAGCGAAAUGAUCACUGUUUUCGUAUGGUGGUGGUUGGUGAUCCACACAUUAAGCUCAGUGAAAUUGGUAUACCCUGUCAUAUUGCGGAGAGAUUGCAAAUUUCUGAGAGUUUGAACAGGUGGAACUUUGAUAAAUUGAGUGAUUGCUGUAGACUGUGUUUCAUUGAAAAGGGAGAGGUUUAUGUGCGUAGAAAAGGUAGUCUAGUUCGUGUGCGUCGCGUUGCCGAACUUCAAAUUGGGGACACCAUAUACAGGCCUCUUAAUGAUGGGGAUAUUUUGUUAAUAAACAGGCCUCCAUCGAUACAUCAACACUCCCUUAUUGCUUUUUCUGUUAAAGUCCUACCUGUAGCUUCAGUGCUUUCAAUCAACCCACUUUGCUGCUCUCCUUUUCGUGGGGAUUUUGAUGGUGAUUGCCUUCAUGGCUAUAUUCCUCAAUCUAUUGAUGCCAGGGUUGAACUUAGUGAACUUGUUGCGUUAGAUAGGCAAUUAAUUAAUGGGCAGAAUGGUAGGAACCUUCUUUCGCUUAGUCAAGAUAGUUUAACUGCUGCCCAUUUGGUCAUGGAGGAUGGGAUCCUCUUGAACCUCUUCCAAAUGCAGCAGCUGCAAAUGUUCUGUCCGCAUCAACUUCCACCGCCUGCUAUUGUCAAAGCUCCCUCACUAAGUAGUUUUAUUUGGACUGGCAAGCAAUUAUUCAGCAUGCUACUGCCUCCAGGUUUUGAAUAUGAUUUUCCUUCAAAUGGUGUUUAUGUUAGUAAUGGAGAGCUUUUAUCUUCUGAAGGAUCUUUUUGGCUGCGUGACAACAAUAGCAACCUUUUUCAAAGUCUUAUCAAGCAUUGUCAGGGUAAGGUACUUGACUUCUUGUAUGCUGCUCAGGAAGUUCUUUGUGAGUGGUUAUCAAUGCGUGGUUUGAGUAUUUCACUUUCAGACUUGUACCUCUCCUCUAACUCAUCCUCCCGGAAAAACAUGAUGGAUGACAUCUUUUGUGGUUUACAAGAAGCAGAGCAGACAUGUAAUUUCAAACAGUUGAUGGUGGAUUCUUGUCGGUAUUUUCUUGUCGAAGGUGGUGAAGAGAAUGCUGUGGUUCUUGACGUGGAACGUUUGUGUUAUGAGAAGCAAAAAUCUUCUGCACUCAGUCAAGCUUCUGUUGAUGCUUUCAAGCAAGUCUUUCGGGAUAUACAAAACUUAGUCUACAAAUAUGCAAGUAAGGACAACUCCUUUAUGUCUAUGUUUAAGGCUGGAAGCAAGGGUAAUUUGCUGAAAUUGGUUCAGCAUAGCAUGUGUCUUGGCUUGCAACAUUCUCUGGUUCCUCUAUCAUUUAGGAUCCCCCACCAGCUCUCAUGUGCUGCUUGGAAUAACCAAAAGGUAUACGGUUCAGUCCAGAAAGCUGAUGAUAGUCCUGACCAUGCUCGGACUUACAUCCCGUAUGCUGUAGUUGAAAAUUCCUUUCUGACGGGCUUGAAUCCUUUAGAGUGUUUUGUUCAUUCAGUCACUAGUCGAGAUAGUUCUUUCAGUGACAAUGCAGACCUCCCUGGGACUUUGAACCGUAGGCUUAUGUUCUUAAUGCGUGAUUUGUACACAGCAUACGAUGGAACAGUCCGUAACGCAUAUGGGAAUCAGCUUAUUCAGUUCUAUUAUAGUCAUAAUAAGGAUGCAUCUACUCCAACUAGCAGCAUCGAUGACUUAUUUGGUGAGAGUGUUGAUGUUCAUUAUGGGAUAGGUGGCCAGCCUGUCGGUUCAUUGUCUGCUUCUGCCAUUUCAGAAGCUGCAUACAGUGCUUUGGACCAACCAAUUAGUGUGCUUGAAACUUCUCCAUUGCUGAAUCUGAAGAAAGUACUGGAGUCUGGGACCAGAAAACGUAGUGCUAACAAAACUAUGUCAAUAUAUUUGUCUGAGAAACUUGGGAGACAGCGGCAUGGUUUUGAGUAUGGAGCCUUAGAAAUAAAGAAUCAUUUGGAGAGAUUAAUAUUUUCAGAAAUUGUGUCUACUGUCAUGAUAAUCUUUUCCCCACAGACUUGUAGCAAGAUGUCUUUCAGUCCUUGGGUAUGCCAUUUUCAUAUAUGCAAGGAAAUUGCGAGAAUGCGAGGAUUAAAAGUGCAUUCAAUCAUCAAUUCUCUUCAGAAGAGGUAUGACUACUUCAGGACAGAAUCAAAAUUCAAGCUUCCCAACUUGCAAAUAAGAAGCAAAGACUGUUCUGUAAAUGACACACGAGAAGAUGAUGAUAUAUUUUGCAUCAAUGUCACAAUAGCCGAAGUUUCCAGGAAUUCUGCUUUACCAUUGGAUACAGUUCGAGACUUGGUCAUACCUUUCCUUCUCGGAACAGUUAUUAAAGGUUACCCAGAGAUCAAGAAGGUAAAUAUUUUAUGGAAUGAUUGGUCCAAAGUACCAAGAUGUCAGCACGGUUCUUCUGGUGAACUAUACUUGAGGGUUGCUAUGUCAGGAGACUCUCAGAAGACAAAUCUCUGGAGUUUACUAAAGAAUGACUGUCUACAAAUAAUGGAUAUGAUUGACUGGUCACGUAGUCAUCCAGAUAGCGUUCAUGAUUUUUGUUUGGCCUAUGGAAUAGAUGCUGGAUGGAAAUAUUUUCUCAAUAGGCUGAACUCUGCAAUAUCCGACACUGGCAAGUCUGUUCUUCCUCAGCAUUUGCUUCUUGUUGCUGAUAGCCUAUCAGCCACUGGAGAGUUUGUUGGCUUGAAUGCAAAAGGCAUUGCACAGCAAAGAGAACAUGCAUUAGUCUCGUCACCCUUUAUGCAGUCUUGCUUCUCUAACCCUAGUGCAUGCUUUAUUAAAGCUGCUAAGGCUGGCAUUGUGGAUGAUCUUAAGGGUCAUAUUGAUGCAUUGGCAUGGGGAAAGGUUCCUUCUACAGGGACUGGCAGCCACUUUGAUAUUAUGUAUUCUGGGAAGGGGUAUGAGCUUGCACAGCCUGAGGAUGUUUAUAACCUGCUGGGUAGCCAAAUUAUUUCUGAUGAGCAGAAUGUAAAGACCAAAAUGCCUGUUGUACACCAAAGCAUAUCUGCCAAAUGUGGCGCUCAGUUUGUCUUCAAGUAUAGCGCUCUUGCACCGAAAGAACUUAAAAAGAUGGAAAGCAUAUCGAAAUCACUCUUAAGAAGCGUUUUGACAUCCAAUGAUAUUCAUAAGCUAUCCCAUGUGUUGAAGGGUAUAUUGCACAAGUAUCCUAUUAAUCACAGGUUAGAUGAAAAGGACAAGUCAACUUUGAUGAUGGCUCUAUAUUUUCAUCCUCGAAGGGAUGAAAAGAUUGGAAGUGGAGCUCAGGACAUAAAGGACAUAAAGGUUAGUUCCCACCCCAAGUACCAGAAUACACGUUGCUUUGAAUUGGUACGAAUGGAUGGGACAGUUGAAGAUUUUUCGUACCACAAGUGUGUUCUUGGUGCUCUUGAGAUGAUUGAUCCUCGAAGGGCAAAAAACUACAAAUCGAAAUGGUUACAACACAGUAAUGUCUAAGCCCACCAUAUAUGCAUGUACAUAUUUCUGAAGUCAAAACGUGUAAAGCGACCAUCAUUGGAUUGGAGAAUAACCUUUAUGCUCGAGUUCUUCACAUCACAGCUAAAGAUGCCAGGCAUUUUGACUUACCUUGCAACGAUCCUGAUCACCUGAAGCCUGCCCUUUUAUCCUAGGCAAUUCCAAGAAAUGCUGGGUCUUUGACAGCAGACCUAUUCAGCAGUCUAAAACAUAAUUUGCUCUUCUCUAACGAUGAUGGACCAUCUCAGAAUAAUAGUUUUGGAGCUUUCGUGCCUUUUCAAGCUGUUCAUUUCCAGGGCAAGCAGAAUAUUGUGCACAACAAGAGAGCUAGUAGAGCAGUUUUAAAAUUAUUUUUUUGGUUAACAAUUGUUUUGUUUCUUCAUUUUCAAGACAAGCUGCUCUCUCUCUCUCUCUCAAAUAUAGGCAGUACCUUACCCAUGCUUCUUUUUGCUGCUUCUACUAUAACUUUGUUUGCCUUCAAUCAUCAGGCAAACAAGAUCUAGUGGAAGCAGCAACGAGAAGCUUGUAAGGAUCAAUACCAAUAUUGGGAUGUAUCUAUAUGUAAUAUGGAGAGAUGCAUAUUUCCAGAAGUUGUCCAAAAAAAAAAAAAAUCUUGACAUUUUAGCCGAUAUGGUGAUCUGGUUGUUUUGCAACUUUGCUACAUCUCAUAUCCAAUCCAAUGAUUUUUUUUUGGUA